AUGGUUUUAAAAAAAAAUUUAGAAAAAUCCCUAAAUGACUUUGAAAUGAGAAUUAAGGAGUUAGAGCAAAGUAACGAAGCGUUACGUUCACAAUUUAAAUAUUUAGAAGAAAAGGUUAGAGAAGAAACCAAAGCUAAGCAAGAAAUUAUUAAUAACUAUGAAGAAAAGUUUAGAGAA
Messenger RNA from Funneliformis geosporum, 177 nucleotides. The record is from the annotation of a GenBank genome assembly. Lineage: Eukaryota; Fungi; Glomeromycota; Glomeromycetes; Glomerales; Glomeraceae.